AUGAAUCUAUUAAAAGAUAGUUAUAACUCAUCAUCAGAGGAAGAAAUCAAUUUGGCCACUGAGGAGUUACCGAUUGUUCCGAAUUCUAUUUUGAACAAAUACCAUAUUGCUCCGAGUACUAAUAUUGAUAAUAAUAAGAUGAAUCGCGGCUCAUCGUCUGCUACAUUAUGGAAUACAUUUAUAUAUCUCGAGUGGAGACCGAGCGUGAAGGAUCGAAGAUAUUUAGACAAAAUAUUGAGGUAUUAUGAUAAUGUUAUGAAUCAGAAUGGUAUCCGUUUAAAAUUGGAUCCAUUAUAUUGGACAGAACUAGGGUCACCCUGUCCUCUGCAUAUUUCAUUAUCACCAAAUAUACGUCUCAGAGAUGUAGCAGAUAGAGACAGGCUAUUUAAGAGAAUGGAACUAGCCAUUGAAAGGAGCAAAUUGACACCAUUUGAAGUCAAAUUCGAUACUGUACCUAAGUGCGUCAGAUCUCUAACAAACCCCAAAUCAUGUUUCCUAACGUUACCAGUCAAUAGAACAACGCGAAUGGGUCCAAUUACAGAACUUUUCAAGAUGAUAGAAGAGAGUGAAAAAGGUUUAAAUUUGGAUAUACCCUUCGAUUUGAAAAUAGCAAUGACACAUAUGUCAAUUAGUCAAAUGAACCCAGAGAAUGGCACCACAUUAGAAAUGUCGACAAUAAACGAAGUCAUACAACGUAACGUUUCUAACUUUGAUAUACCUUCGGUUACUAUAAACUCUAUCAAUAUAGAUAAGAAUAGACAAUCACUCUCAAUAAGGUUUCCUAAUAAUUAA
Molecule: messenger RNA, 792 nt
Organism: Maudiozyma barnettii
Lineage: Eukaryota; Fungi; Ascomycota; Saccharomycetes; Saccharomycetales; Saccharomycetaceae
Gene: USB1
Product: phosphoric diester hydrolase
Exons: 1
Coding region: 1-792 (263 amino acids)
Biological process (GO): U6 snRNA 3'-end processing
Molecular function (GO): nuclease activity
Source: RefSeq, a predicted model, not a curated record